AUGGAUGGCGUUCCAGACGACGUCAACAUCCUGCGGCUGCAGCUAGAGCUGCAGAUGAAGCGGCUAUCAUCGAUAGAGGAGGAGAUGAAGCAGCGGUACGAGAGGCUGCGCGAUGAGGCCGUGCAGCAUGGUAUGAAGAUGCUUGACGAGGAGAAAGCAAGAAGCAACGAGAUGCAUGCCUUGCUGCAAGUUAAGAUCGAGUCCCUCGAGGAGGAGCUGCAGAGGACGCGAAGAAAGCUGGGGAAGAAGUGUUCGGAAUAUGAGGAGCUGUUGGCCAUGGCGAAUGAGUUGGCAGUGGAGCAGGAGGGAGUUCCGACAAGCGACUUGUCAGACCACACGACCAUCUCAGCGGAUAGCCUCAGUGUGGACGAUGACCAUUUCCCCCACCACGUCACGGAUGAAGUGCAGACAAGGGACGGGUCAGUAGCGUCAAACGACGAGCUCUCCAAGGAGAAGUCUCAAGAGCCGAUUACCAAGGAUCGAGUCUGUUGGUACCUGGACGCGUCCCAUCGCAACGUAGCCGAGAUGCUGACCCCUCGAGGCUCCCGCUUUUGCUCGGUACUCGACGGGUCGGAUUCCAGCAAAGAAACGCUGUGGAAGUCGUUGUCGAGUGCUUUCAAGUGGAAUUGA
Molecule: messenger RNA, 630 nt
Organism: Guillardia theta CCMP2712
Lineage: Eukaryota; Cryptophyceae; Pyrenomonadales; Geminigeraceae
Exons: 5
Coding region: 1-630 (209 amino acids)
Source: RefSeq, a predicted model, not a curated record